Aspergillus uvarum CBS 121591 is the source of this 2362-nucleotide messenger RNA. Its product is annotated as putative GABA permease. Gene Ontology annotation, biological process: transmembrane transport. The coding region runs from base 379 to 2016 and encodes 545 amino acids. Gene Ontology annotation, molecular function: transmembrane transporter activity. The transcript has 8 exons. Lineage: Eukaryota; Fungi; Ascomycota; Eurotiomycetes; Eurotiales; Aspergillaceae. The record is from RefSeq and is a predicted model, not a curated record. Gene Ontology annotation, cellular component: membrane.
CGUUGACUUUACUCUUUCAAGAGGCACUAUAAAAGCACCACACGGCAGCUUAUCAGUCCAACUGGCUUUCACAUUGGCCACUUUCUGCCCUGUUCGGCCUCCCAGCGAUAAGGUGAUGAUAACAACCGCUUGGUGAUGGUGGUGGCGGCUAUGGCUGAACCCUGCCUGUCCGUGUCGCAUGCGCCAUUAGAGUCUGGGCGGAAGUGAAUGGUCCCCCGCCGGUCGUUGCUUAUCGGAGAAUAAAACAACGAUUGAUGAAGUGAUGCAAUAUGCAAGGGUCGGUUGGUAUAAGUAGCGUUGCGCUUUCCUUUUGCGCUGUCGACCAUUCGAAAGUAUAGUCCUUUCAUUUGCUGGGUUGACGUCCAGAAUCCUGUCACCAUGGCGGAGAAGUCCCAAGACAUGGACUCCAUGUCUCAGGUUAUACCAGCAGUGAGCGAGGAGCCCUCGCUGGAACACGGCGAUAUGCAGCUUCUAGCGGCCCUGGGAUACAAGCAGGAGCUGCGCAGACACUAUUCGACUGUACAGGUCUUCGCAAUUGCAUUCAGUAUCAUGGGACUCUUGCCGUCCAUCGCAUCGACCUUAUCGUAUUCCAUCCCUGCUGGACCUGUGGGCAUGGUUUGGGGUUGGUUUGCUGCGAGUGUGUUCAUCUUCAUAGUGGCUUUGGCUAUGGCCGAUCUAGCGUCUGCGAUGCCUACCGCCGGCGGUCUUUACUUCUGGACCCAUUACUUCAGCGGAGAGAAGUGGAAGAAUCCCCUAAGCUUUGUCGUUGGAUACAGCAAUACAAUCGGGCUUGUUGGAGGGGUCUGUUCUAUAGAUUAUGGGUUUGCUACCAUGCUGCUGGCGAUUGUUUCCAUAGCGCGCGAUGGCGAGUGGACUGCUUCCCGUCCGGCCCUUUACGGUACGUAUGUCGCAUGCGUCGUCGUGCACGGCCUGAUUGCCAUCUUCUUUGCGCGCGUGAUGCCCAAAAUCCAGUCUGUCUGCAUCAUCCUCAACGUGGGCCUGGUCUUUGUCACUGCUCUGGCACUGCCGAUUGGGAAGGCAGUCCGCGGCGGGCAGAUCAACCCGGGUGCCUAUGUCUUCGGCCAUGCUGAGAAUCUCACCACUUGGCCUGAGGGCUGGAGCUUCAUGAUCGCGUGGAUGUCGCCCAUCUGGACCAUCGGGGCGUUUGACUCCUGUGUCCAUAUGAGUGAGGAGGCCACCCAUGCUGCGCGAGCGGUCCCACUGGGGAUUGUCUGGUCCGCGGGUCUGUGUGGUCUGCUGGGAUUUGUCUCGCUGGCAGUAAUGGCAGCUGUGAUCGACGUCGAUCUCACGGCGGUCCUCGACUCCAAGUUCGGACAACCCAUGGCACAGAUCUACUAUGACUCUCUCGGGAAAAGCGGCGCGCUCGGCUUCAUGGUUGUGGUAGCCGUUGUCCAGUUCUUCAUGGGCUUGAGUCUUGUGGUCGCCGCCUCCCGUCAGAGCUGGGCCUUCUCUCGCGACGGCGCCCUCCCCUUCUCCUCCUUCUUCCGCCACGUCAGUAAACGCAUCCGGUUUCAACCCGUCCGCAUGGUCUGCGCCGUGGUCGUGAUAGCCAUCAUCCUCGGUCUGCUCUGUCUGAUCGACAACGCCGCGGCCAGUGCACUGUUCUCUCUCGCCGUGGCGGGCAAUGACCUCGCCUGGAUGGUCCCGAUUCUCGCGCGGCUCGUCUGGGGCCAGGACCGGUUCCACCCCGGAGAGUUCUACACAGGCCGGCUGAGCAAGCCCAUCGCAAUCACCGCGAUCGUGUAUCUGGCUUUUGCUAUCGUGCUGAGCAUGUUUCCUACCGAAGGACCAAACCCGACCCCUGCAAAUAUGAAUUACACCAUUGUUAUCAACGGUGCACUGUGGCUCGGGGCGCUGCUUUACUAUGCGGUCUAUGCUCGCAAGGUGUACAAGGGCCCGCAGACGACCGUGGGAGAGUCGACUAGUCCGUCCGAGACGAGGCUUUCGCAGGAAGGGGAGGGAGAAGAGAAGAAGAAGAAGGGCAACACUGCUUGAGCACCUUUCUUUUAAUGACUUGUAACUCGUUUCCCGAGAGAUCUCUCGCUUUUGUGCUUAGCAGGGACUCCAAUUGAACGCCUCUGCUUGGCUCGUUUGGUUAUCGCACAAGGUACCGUUAAGACGCAAGGAUCAAGAUACUGUAAGCCGGUUCAAGAGACCAGAGAAUCAUUUGAUUGGAGAAUUGAUUGGCAAACGCUGUGGUACAUUACAUCGUAGGGCACCCCAUUGACACCCAUGUAUUUAGCAAUGGGAAGAGAGGACGGUUUAGAAAUUAAGAGACAAACAGAAGAUAAGGGAAAAGAUGUCUCAUCAUCGUCACCUUCGUAAAACAGAUACUAUCCCG